CCACAGCAAAUUUGUUGUAGCUUCGUAUAUAUAAUUGUCUGCUUAACUAUUCGAUUUUGUAAGAAAACUAUUUCCCAUAUAAUAUGGCAGCGUCAGGAGAGGAAGUGAAACUCUUAGGAGUGUGGCCAAGUCCCUACGUGAUUAAAGUGAAAAUUGCUUUAGAACUCAAGGGGGUGAGGUACGAGUAUCUGGAGCAAGAGAUUUGGGAAAAUAAGAGUGAGCUCCUCCUCAAAUCCAACCCCGUGUACAAGAAGGUCCCAGUUUUGAUCCACAAUGAUCGGCCCGUUUGCGAGUCCGCGAUCAUCCUCCAAUACAUCGACGAAGUUUGGGCCGGAGCUCGGCCCUCGAUCCUCCCCUCGGAUCCGUAUGAACGUGCCAUCGCGCGCUUUUGGGCCGGCUAUUUCGAGGACACGUGGUUUUAUGGUGCAAUAAAGAUUCUACAAGUAAAGACCGAGAAGGAGAAAGCAGAAGCUAUAGAGCAAUCAUUCGCAGGACUUAGUUUACUAGAAGAGACUUAUGAGAAAAGCUUCAAAGGGAAGCCCUUCUUCGGUGGAGACAAUAUUGGCUAUCUCGACAUCGCUCUCGGAAGCUUUCUGGGCUGGGUGAAGACGAUAGAGAAGAUGUCGGGUCUCAAGCUCAUCGACGGGGCGAAGUUCCCUCUCUUAGCGACAUGGGCAGAGCGGUUCUGCUCCGUCGCGACCGUGAAGGAGCAUAUACCGAAAACUGACAAGAUGAUAGAGUAUUGUUCGAAAGUGCUCCAACCUAAAUGGCACGCCCUGAACAACUAAUUUAGUAUUCAAAUACUAUAGCCAGAUAGUUUGCCGCGAAUAAAAGGAAGCGUGUGUAAUAAAAUGAAGAAACAAGUUUAGUGAUCAGCUUUGGAGUAGUGGACUAAAGUAGUGCCCAUGUGUAGCAUGCAUUUGUGUAGUAAUUUCUCUGAAGUAGUGGACUAAAGUAGUGCCCAUGUGUAGCAUGAUUGCAAAUAAAUAUGGGAAUGAUUGCAAAAAUAUUAAAAUGUGGGAAUGAUUGCAAAUAAA
This is a messenger RNA of Ananas comosus (pineapple), 1037 nucleotides long. RefSeq names its product glutathione S-transferase U18-like. Gene Ontology annotation, cellular component: cytoplasm. Gene Ontology annotation, molecular function: glutathione transferase activity. Lineage: Eukaryota; Viridiplantae; Streptophyta; Magnoliopsida; Poales; Bromeliaceae. The record is from RefSeq and is a predicted model, not a curated record. Gene Ontology annotation, biological process: glutathione metabolic process. Bases 84 to 788 code for a protein of 234 amino acids. The transcript has 2 exons.